Messenger RNA from Fonsecaea multimorphosa CBS 102226, 3000 nucleotides. RefSeq lists its product as uncharacterized. Gene Ontology annotation, molecular function: 5-oxoprolinase (ATP-hydrolyzing) activity. The transcript has 3 exons. Bases 1 to 3000 code for a protein of 999 amino acids. NCBI's taxonomy places the organism in Eukaryota, Fungi, Ascomycota, Eurotiomycetes, Chaetothyriales, Herpotrichiellaceae. Gene Ontology annotation, cellular component: cytosol. Gene Ontology annotation, biological process: glutathione metabolic process. The record is from RefSeq and is a predicted model, not a curated record.
AUGGGCUCAAUUCGCAAAACACUCCCUUACCGCCUGGGGGUUGACGUUGGAGGAACAAACACGGACGCCGUCCUCGUCGAUACAACAGCCACUGACAGAAGCAAAAGCGUCGUUGCAGCGCACAAGACAGCAACAACGUCACCAAACGUGACCGAAGGCAUAGCGGCGGCCGUAAGACACGUUUUGGAACAGUCCGGAGUGGCAGUGGAGCAAAUCUCCUCUUUGGCGAUUGGAACCACUCACUUUAUCAAUGCAAUCGUCGAACAUGACCAUCGCCAUCUCUCGAAAGUCGCGGUAAUCCGCCUCUCCAAGAAUUUCACCCGGGAGAUCCCCCCGUUCUUUGACUUUCCACCGGCUCUGAGAGGCAUCAUGUAUGGGUGGCAUACAUACAUUGACGGUGGACUCCAGAUUGAUGGCAGCGAAGAGGCUCCCAUCGUCGAGGAUCAAGUGGUUGACGUAUGCACGACAAUCCGAGAAUUGGGGCUUACUGCCGUGGUCGUCUGCGGCGUGUUCUCUCCACUGGACUCAAGCUUUAGACAAGAACAACGCGUCCGCGAGAUCAUCCAUUCCCUUCUUCCUGAGGUCUCGGUGGUUUGUUCGUCUGAGAUUUCGAAUCUCGGCUUCCUGGAAAGGGAAAAUGCAUCAAUACUAAACGCCUCCAUUCACGCAUUUGCACAAAGAACAAUUGCGAGCUUCAAGCUGGCAAUGCGAAAGCUUAAUCUUCGUUGUGCUCUGUAUCUCACACAAAACGACGGUACCUUGAUCGACGCACACGCGGCUUCACAACUGCCCAUCAGGACCUUUUCAUCCGGGCCAACGAACUCCAUGAGAGGUGCCGCAUAUCUGAGUGGGCUAUACUCGGACGACGAGGCCAGAACCUCCUCAAUCGUCUGCGACAUUGGAGGCACAACGGCAGAUGUCGGGAUACUGUUACCUUCUGGUUACCCCAGGCAGUCACUCGCCAGUGUCACAAUUGCCGGGGUCAAGAUCAACUAUGGAAUGCCACAAGUCGAGUCGAUAGGCAUAGGAGGAGGCUCUAUCGUUCGACAAGAUGGAGAUCAAGUGGUGGUGGGACCAGAUUCUGUGGGUUAUGCCAUCAAGGAGAGAGCAUUGAUCUUUGGGGGUGACACAACGACAGCAACUGAUAUUGCUGUUGCUUCUGGCAUUCCCAUCAAAGGCGCUGAUGCAGCGAAGGCUGGUGGACUAAGCCAAGAGAUUAUUGAAAGUGCCAGGGGGGUCAUCAAGAGCAAGCUGGAGCGUGUUGUAGACUUGGUCAAGACAUCUCCAAAAGACCUUGACCUGAUCUUGGUUGGCGGUGGCUCGAUUAUUGCUCCAGAUUCCCUUGACGGCGUCAGCAAGAUCAUCCGCCCGCCGUAUUUCGAUGUGGCGAAUGCUGUCGGAGCAGCUAUGUCACGCAUCAGUGCAAGUGUGGAUAUCAUUCAGGACACAUCAUCCAGAACAAUCAAGCAAGCGCUUCGAAACGCAGCAGAGCUAGCUACGGAGAAAGUCAUAGAGGUCGGCGCCGACCCUACGACGAUUGCCAUAACGGAACAGGAGGCUCUCCCAUUGCAGUACCUUGACCAUCGAGUCAGGACCAUUGUUAAAGCUGUGGGGGACUUCAUUCCAUCAUAUGAAUCGGCCACAGAAUCCAUUGUCGAGGAGCUAAACGACGUUGAAGAGAUAGCAUUGGAAACCAAGCCAUUCCAACGAGGGGGAGAGACGACCAUCAUUGAUGUAAAAGAUUAUCAGCCCGCAAUUCAAAACAAUCCAACAACAGGAGUGCCAGAGUGGCAUGUUUCGUCAACAGACCUUGAAUGGAUGGCGGAUGGUUGUUACGUACUUGGAUGUGGCGGAGGGGGCACGCCGUACCCAGAAAUGCUGAAGUUGAAAAGGCUGUUGCAAGAAGGACAUAGCUUGCGUAUUGUGGACGCUGAAGACCUCGACGAGAAAGCGCAGAUCUACUGGGCCGGUAACAUGGGAUCGCCUUCCGUACCACAAGAGAGGCUGUGUGCCAAUGAGUCGCUCGAAGCCAUCAAAGAGAUGAUGGAAUACUACCGGCAAGACUCCUUUGAUGCCUUUAUUGGCCUCGAGAUUGGGGGCUCUAACGGGCUUCUACCCCUGAGUAUGGGUGCUUCCAAUAACUUUAACCGGCCGGUAGUAGACGCGGACUGGAUGGGUCGCGCAUACCCGAACCUGUGGCAGGUCACCAUAGCAGUCCAUGAACCCCAUCAGAUUGCGCCGUGCGCAAUAUCUUCCGGAGAUGGAAGGGCGUUGAUAAUGACGAAGUCAAGUGACGAUAGAUCGAUAGAUCGAACAUUGAGAGCGCCUGCGAUCGAAAUGGGAUACUACGUCGGAUUUGCCGCAAAACCAACAACAACCGCGCUCGUCAAGAAGUGGUCUGUGAGAAACACCAUGUCGCAGGCGUGGAGAAUUGGGAGAUGCAUAGCUCGCGCGAGUCGGACCAACACGAUUAGCACCGUGACAGAGCAGAUAAUCGAAGAGGUGGGAGGAAACUCUGCGGCAAAGCUGCUGUUCCGUGGUAAGAUCGUGGGAGUUGAGCGCCGCCUAUACAAAGGCCAUUCUCAUGGAGAGGUUGUCAUCAAAUCCAUUUCAGAGGAAGGAUCAGAAGACACCGAAGACGGAGCUAGGAAAGCUGUCGCCCAGGGAGGGGCUUUGAAGAUCCCCUUCAUGAACGAAAACCUGAUUGCUCAACACGUCGCCGAGGAUGGGGCGACCAAGGUCUUAGCAACUGUUCCCGACCUCAUCACAGUAUUGGAUGCUCAAUCAGGACGAGCGUUAGGAAUACCCGAAUAUAAGUACGGCAUUGUGGUGACUGUACUCGGCAUCACCUGCUCACCAAUAUGGGGAAAGACGGAGGCGGGAGUUGCUGCAGGCGGCCCUUCGGCUUUUGGCUUUGACGAUAUUUCGUAUGAACCGCUGGGUGUGUAUAAAGAGCCAGCCAGCGUUAUCCGGGAGUAUUCGAAUCGAUUUGAAGGAUGA